Messenger RNA from Ipomoea triloba (trilobed morning glory), 1426 nucleotides. RefSeq lists its product as uncharacterized. The record is from RefSeq and is a predicted model, not a curated record. Gene Ontology annotation, molecular function: protein binding. NCBI's taxonomy places the organism in Eukaryota, Viridiplantae, Streptophyta, Magnoliopsida, Solanales, Convolvulaceae. The transcript has 2 exons. Bases 27 to 1325 code for a protein of 432 amino acids.
CCAAUUAAAUCCGAUCCCCAGAAUCAAUGGAUUCCACCACUACUUCUCCAUGCGGCCGGGAUGAUAACCCGCUGCCAGCAAAGCUGCGCUUCAUGUGCUUUUACGGCGGCCACAUCAUUCCCCGCCCACACCACAAAUCCCUGAGCUACGUCGGCGGCGAGAAACGCAUUGUGGCGGUGGAUCGCGGCGUCUCCCUAGCGGAACUGCGCCGCCACCUCUCCCGCACCCUCCUCAACGGCCUGCAGCGUUUCACCCUCAAGUACCAACUCCCCCACGAGGAGCUCGACUCCCUCGUAUCAAUUGCCAACGACGAGGAUUUGGAAAACAUGGUUCAAGAAUACGACAGGAUGAUUGCCUCCCCUGUGAGACUACCUCGUCUCCGGUUUUUCCUGUUUCCCGACAGGCCCGAAACUGCAGCCUCCGUAGGUUGUCUGCUUGCCGAUGCCAAAUCUGAACAGUGGUUUGUUGACGCCAUUAACGACUCCGGGUUGGUCUCCAGAGCCUUUUCUGAUCCUGCCAUCGAGAUUAAUACGGGAGAUAUCGACGGAAUCUCCGUCUCCAAGGUUGAUUCUUGUCUCAACAUUUCCAAUCAGGAUGUCCAGUCUACACCUGAUUCUGUAGCAAGUGAAAGCAAUAGUGCAUCUUCUUGGAAGCAUAUAAUGUAUCAAGAUGCCACUCCUCCUGUUACAAACUGGGAAACUACAACUAGGCCUUCUGCAAUAAUGGAUCUCAGCUCUUCUCAAGUUCUGAUGCAUCAUCCUCUCCAACAACCACCACAACUCCUUCACUAUAUUCACCACCCAACACCCGACCCCGUGCCCCUGCCCGUGUCUUACUAUCCCAUCUACGCGCCACCGCAACAACAACUUGAUCAACAGCCGCCUCUGUAUGUCUUGCCCGUCGCUGCUCAAGCUCCGGCGUCGUACAAUUUCCCGGCCAAUAUACCCGAUGCUGCUGCGGCGGCACCGCCGCCAAAUGUGACCAUCAUUCCGCCCAUUUGCGCAGCGAACGCAACUACCUUGUACGGACCCUCCGCCGCCGCCGCCGCCGCUGCAGCGACUCCGACGACGGUGGUUCAAGUUCCGGCCGGAAAUCAGUUACAGGCGGCGCAACAAUACUUGGGUAUUUCUCAAGUACAGCACAUUACCGCUCCUGGUUCUCAAGUCUACUACGCCGCGGCUCAAUGUCCGGCGGCGGUGGCGCCACUUCCUUCUCAACACCAGACUGUAACCCCCGCAACUGCUGUGCUAAUAUCACAAGCUACGGCGGCUCAGCUUCCUGGGGAGAAUUCUAUGCAACAAAUCCUAACUUCACAGCCCCUUUAAGGAAAUCUUGAUGGCCAUUGAUAGACAAGCAAGCAAGGAAGUAUAACCAGUGUGCAAUAUGCUCUGUAAUAAUAAAUUCUAAAUAAUUUUUUUUAGUACAA